Hibiscus syriacus is the source of this 417-nucleotide messenger RNA. Its product is annotated as probable pectinesterase 29. Lineage: Eukaryota; Viridiplantae; Streptophyta; Magnoliopsida; Malvales; Malvaceae. The record is from RefSeq and is a predicted model, not a curated record. Gene Ontology annotation, molecular function: pectinesterase activity. Bases 1 to 417 code for a protein of 138 amino acids. Gene Ontology annotation, biological process: cell wall modification. The transcript is spliced from 2 exons.
AUGCAAGAUAAAUCUAACAGCAUUAUCAGAAGGCGCGGCUGGUUAUAUCACCGCUCAGCUCGAGAUAGCACGGCCGAUAACAGCGGUUUAGUGUUCAAACACGGUUUGAUCUUCGGAACCGGUUCUGCCUAUCUAGGAAGAGCAUACAGGCCUUAUGCCAGAGUAUUAUUUCACAACACCAAGAUGUCUGAUGUAAUUGUUCCUCAGGGUUGGUCGGCAUGGGAUUAUGUUGGCAAAGAAAACGCUAUAGUUUCUGCGGAGGUAGACUAUAAAGGACCUGGAGCAGACAAGUCCAAGCGUGUGCCAUGGGAGAAAAACUUGUCGACCAAGGAUUUGAGACAUUUACUAAAUCUCAACACUUUCAUAAACCAAGGAGGAUGGAUCCAAAAACAACCUAAGCUUAAGACAGUCCCUUAA